Molecule: messenger RNA, 2796 nt
Organism: Purpureocillium lilacinum
Lineage: Eukaryota; Fungi; Ascomycota; Sordariomycetes; Hypocreales; Ophiocordycipitaceae
Product: plasma membrane H+-ATPase
Biological process (GO): proton export across plasma membrane; regulation of intracellular pH
Cellular component (GO): plasma membrane
Molecular function (GO): ATP hydrolysis activity; ATP binding; P-type proton-exporting transporter activity
Source: RefSeq, a predicted model, not a curated record
AUGGCUGACGACAAGGCCGCCGGCGCGCCCGCGCUGGACACCAACAUCGAGUCGGGCAACUUCGACGAGAAGCGCGCGCAGCAGCAGCACCAGCAGCAGCAGGCCCCUCCCAAGAAGGUCGAGGCCGCCGGCUCUGCCGACGACGACGACGAUGAGGACAUUGACGCCCUGAUCGAAGACCUCGAGUCCCAGGAUGGCCACGGCGCCUUCGAUGAGGAGGAGGAGGAGGGCACCCCCGGUGGCGGCCGCGUCGUCCCCGAGGACAUGCUCCAGACGGACAGCCGCGUUGGUCUGACCGAGUCCGAGGUCGUCGCCCGCCGCCGCAAGUACGGUCUCAACCAGAUGAAGGAGGAGAAGGAGAACCUGAUUCUCAAGUUCUUCUCCUACUUUGUCGGCCCUAUCCAGUUCGUCAUGGAGGCUGCCGCCGUCCUCGCUGCCGGUCUCGAGGACUGGGUCGAUUUCGGUGUCAUCUGCGGUCUUCUCCUGCUCAACGCCUGCGUUGGUUUCAUCCAGGAGUUCCAGGCUGGUUCCAUUGUCGAAGAGUUGAAGAAGACCCUCGCUCUCAAGGCUGUCGUUCUCCGUGACGGCACCCUCAAGGAGGUCGAGGCCCCCGAGGUCGUUCCUGGCGAUAUCCUGCAGGUUGAGGAAGGUACCAUUAUCCCCGCUGAUGGCCGCAUCGUCACCGAGGAUGCCUUCCUCCAGGUCGACCAGUCCGCCAUCACUGGUGAGUCGCUCGCUGUCGACAAGCACAAGGGCGACAACUGCUUCGCUUCCUCCGCUGUCAAGCGUGGUGAGGCCUUUGUCGUCGUCACCGCCACUGGUGACAACACCUUUGUCGGCCGCGCCGCCGCCCUCGUCUCUCAGUCCGCUGGCGGCACCGGUCACUUCACUGAGGUGCUCAACGGCAUCGGCACCAUCCUGCUCAUCCUGGUCAUCGUCACCCUCCUGGUCGUCUGGGUCUCGUCCUUCUACCGCUCCAACCCCAUUGUCGACAUCCUGCGCUUCACCCUCGCCAUCACCAUUGUCGGUGUCCCCGUCGGUCUUCCUGCCGUCGUCACCACCACCAUGGCCGUCGGUGCCGCCUACCUCGCCAAGAAGCAGGCCAUCGUCCAGAAGCUGUCCGCCAUUGAGUCGCUGGCCGGUGUCGAGAUUCUCUGCUCCGACAAGACCGGUACCCUGACCAAGAACAAGCUCUCCCUCUCCGAGCCCUUCACCGUCCAGGGUGUCGACCCCGAUGAUCUCAUGCUCACUGCCUGCCUGGCCGCUUCCCGCAAGAAGAAGGGUAUCGACGCCAUCGACAAGGCUUUCCUCAAGGCCCUCAAGUACUACCCCCGCGCCAAGAGUGUUCUUUCCAAGUACAAGGUCCUCGACUUCCACCCCUUCGACCCCGUCUCCAAGAAGGUCCAGGCCGUCGUCGAGUCCCCCCAGGGCGAGCGCAUCACCUGCGUCAAGGGCGCCCCCCUCUUCGUCCUCAAGACCGUCGAGGAGGACCACCCCAUCCCCGAUGCCGUCGACAAGGCCUACAAGAACUGCGUCGCCGAGUUCGCCACUCGCGGCUUCCGUUCCCUCGGUGUUGCCCGCAAGCGCGGUGAGGGCGCCUGGGAGAUCCUCGGCAUCAUGCCGUGCAGCGACCCCCCGCGCCACGAUACCGCCCGCACUAUCAACGAAGCCAAGCGUCUCGGUCUCUCCAUCAAGAUGCUCACGGGCGACGCCGUCGGCAUUGCCCGCGAGACUUCCCGCCAGCUCGGUCUCGGUACCAACGUCUACAACGCCGAGCGUCUCGGUCUCGGUGGUGGUGGCGACAUGCCCGGCUCCGAGGUCUACGACUUCGUCGAGGCCGCCGAUGGCUUCGCCGAGGUCUUCCCCCAGCACAAAUAUAGCGUGGUCGAAAUCCUCCAGCAAAGAGGUUACUUGGUAGCAAUGACUGGCGAUGGUGUGAAUGAUGCGCCGUCGUUGAAGAAGGCCGACACUGGUAUCGCUGUGGAGGGUGCGUCGGACGCGGCGCGAUCGGCCGCCGACAUUGUUUUCCUUGCUCCGGGCCUGGGCGCGAUUAUCGACGCCCUCAAGACUUCGCGCCAGAUUUUCCACCGCAUGUACGCGUACGUUGUGUACCGUAUCGCGCUGUCGCUGCACAUGGAGAUCUUCCUUGGUCUGUGGAUCGCGAUCCUGAACCGCAGCUUGAACAUCGAGCUGGUGGUCUUCAUUGCCAUUUUCGCCGAUAUCGCUACGCUGGCCAUUGCCUACGACAACGCUCCUUUCUCGCAGACGCCCGUCAAGUGGAACCUGCCCAAGCUCUGGGGAAUGUCGGUGCUGCUCGGUGUCGUCCUGGCCAUCGGUACCUGGAUUGCGCUCACGACCAUGUACGCUGGCGGCUCUGACGGCGGUAUUGUCCAGAACUUCGGUAACAUUGACGAGGUGCUCUUCCUUGAGAUCUCGCUCACUGAGAACUGGCUGAUCUUCAUCACGCGUGCCAACGGUCCCUUCUGGUCGUCGAUCCCCUCGUGGCAGCUCAGCGGUGCCAUCCUGGUUGUGGACAUCAUCGCGACGCUGUUCUGUAUCUUCGGCUGGUUCCAGCACGGCGAGCAGACGAGCAUUGUCGCCGUUGUCCGUAUCUGGAUCUUCUCGUUCGGUAUCUUCUCCAUCAUGGGUGGUCUCUACUACUUCAUGCAGGGCUCUGCUGGCUUUGACAACCUCAUGCACGGCAAGUCGCCCAAGCGCAACCAGAAGCAGCGCUCGCUGGAAGACUUUGUUGUCUCCCUCCAGCGUGUGUCCACCCAGCACGAGAAGUCGCAGUAA